ACUUGCGACACUUUCAUCCAAAAACCGCCAUGUUGCUACAGUGCAUGAUGGGAUGCUGCCCCGGAUGUGUCAUGGCGGUCGAGUGAAAAAAAGAAGAUGGAGCACAUACGAACUCCCAAGAGGUCGAAUAAUAAGGGUGCUCAAAAGCCCCAUGCACCGCCUGAUUAUUUCAUGCCAGUCCAGGUAGAGAAUGUCCGGCUACAGGACCGGUUCAACACCAGGAAACCGGCCAUCGGGACUCUCUACCUCACGGCCACCCAUCUCAUCUUCGUGGACCCCAACAGUAAGAGGGAGACAUGGGUCCUACACAUGCACAUAGAAUCUGUGGAGAAACUACCGUUAAGCACUGUGGGGUCACCACUCCUUAUCCGCUGCAAGACUUUCCAGACUGUCACCUUUGUCAUCGCUAAGGAGAGGGAAUGUCAUGACAUCUUCGAAUCCUUAAUUAUGUUAUCAAGACCAGCCACCAUUACAGAGCUGUAUGCAUUCCAGUACAACCCCCAGGCCACCUUACUGGACCAUGAGGAAGGCUGGAACUACUUUAGUCUGGAGGCGGAGUUCUCCCGACAGGGGCUGCCCAACAACAGAUGGGUCCAUUCUCCUAUCAACAAGGACUAUCAGAUCUGUGACACGUACCCUCGGACCCUGUUUGUACCCACCGGUGCCACCACGCCCAUACUGCUGGGGAGUUCCAAGUUCAGGAGCAGGGGCAGGCUGCCUGUCCUGUCAUACUAUCACAAAGACAACCACGCAACCAUCUGCAGGUGCAGCCAGCCCCUGUCUGGGUUCAGUGCCAGGUGUCUGGAGGAUGAACAGAUGCUGCAGGCCAUCAUGAGGGCGAACCCUAACUGUAACUUCAUGUACGUGGUGGACACAAGACCCAAGAUCAAUGCAAUGGUGAACAAGGCGGCAGGGAAGGGCUAUGAGAGCACCGACUUCUACUCCAACAUCCGCUUCCAGUUCCUGGGGAUUGAGAACAUCCAUGUCAUGAGAAACAGUCUAGACAAGCUCAUAGAGGUAUGUGACCUGAAGAACCCGUCUGUGGGAGACUUUCUGAGUGGACUGGAGAACAGCAGCUGGCUCAAGCACAUCAAAGCCAUCAUGGACACCUCACUCUUCAUAGCAAAGGCUGUGCUUGAUGAGCAUGCCAGUGUGCUGGUCCACUGUUCUGACGGCUGGGACAGAACAGCGCAGACCUGCUCUUUGGCUGGCGUGUUCCUAGACCCUUAUUACAGGACUCUGCAGGGCUUUCAGGCACUGAUUGAAAAGGAGUGGCUUGACUUUGGGCACAAGUUCACAGAUAGACUUGGACUGACAGCAGUAGAAGAGAAAGAGGUGUCGCCAGUGUUCACCCAGUUCGUGGAGUGUGUGUGGCAGCUGACUCAGCAGUUCCCGUGUGCGUUCCAGUUCAACGAGAGCUUCCUGCUCACGCUGCAUGACCACGCCUACUCCUGUCAGUUUGGCACCUUCCUGGGGAACUGUCAAAGGGAACGCGAGGAGCUCAGCCUGAGCUCAAAAACCUACUCCCUGUGGGGCUACAUGAGGAAGAACAUGAGCGACUACGUCAACCCGCUGUACAGCAGGGAGCAUCCUGUCACUCAGGGCGUCCUCCUGCCCAACACUGCGCCUCAGAACUUCAAGUUCUGGCGUGGCAUGUACAACAGGUAUGAGAGCGGAGUCCACCCCAGGGAGUCUGUAACCGACACGGUCAGCGCGAUGAAGGACCAUUCAGCCUCCCUGGAGGACCAUGUCAGGCUACUGGAAAAGAGAAUAGCUGGUGUUAAGAAGCUGCUAGGCAAAGACACGGUGCUGUCACCUGACCUGCAAGCAAAGGGUGACAGCAAUCCGGAAACCGUGGUCAACAACCCUGUCCCGACCAAAGACAGCCCUAGUGAAGACAAUGGAGCUAACGCUGUGUCUGAUGCAAGUAGCGAGUCAGGGAUUGAAGAUGUUCAAUCUCCCGUCAAUGGGGACAGUGCAAGUGCAGAGGAGAAUGAAGAAAAGAAUGACAAAGAGGACAAUUUGGACAGUACCAAUGACCUUGUCGAGGAGGCGGAAGCAAGUGAAGGUCAAGACGUUCCUGAGACAAAAGCCGAGGUGGAUAAUUCCCCGUCAGCGGGAGCGGGGGAUUCCAUGGACGUGUCGCUGAACCGGUUGUCCCUGGAGAUGGACUCCGUGGCGCUGGAGUGGAAAGCCUUUAGGAAUAUUCGCCAGUGUUCGUGUGAAACUCCCCUGGACGCUUUUAACAAGAAAUACCACUGCUGGCGAUGCGGUGACAUCUUCUGUACCCGAUGUAUUGACAAACAGACACCUAUUCCCGGGCACUACUCUCAACGACCAGUCCCUGUCUGCAGAACGUGUUACAAGCACCUUAAACUGGAGAGCAAGCUGUCAUAACUCUCAUCAACAUCCACGGCGGAAAACUUCCCUGCAAGUCGUUAAAAUGUGAUGUGUUAGUCUAAAGUUUUACAACACAGAUGGUCUACUUUAAGAGACACAGCACAGGAUUUGAAAUGGCUCUAGAAUGGAACACUCUGCUAGUUAUUUUCCUAUGCAAUUUAAAAGACUAGUUUCUUGAGUUGGAAACUCGCAUAUAUUCUUCAGUCUGCUCUGCAGCACCAAACAAAUCACUUGACAUAACUUUAGGUGCACUAUGGGAACAGAGAUUGACCCUUUAUAGCUUAGAUAGUUGUUUUUUUUCUGUAUCAGAUAAAAUUUCCCUCUUCAGAGCCAUUUCAAAUUUUAUAGAUGUGUCUCUUGGGUUUGCAAGUGUAGUCAGAUGUGUAGAGCUUACAUGUAUCAGCAGAGAUUGUAGCAGCACUAAAAAGUGCAGAUGAUUGUGAUUUUUUGUAAAAUAUUUCACAUAAAACAUUGACUUCUCCUAUGUCUAAUAUUGUUGCCAGGGUAAACAGAUAUAUUUCAUUAAACAUGGCCUGGGAAGAAAAAAUGCAGCAAGAACUGCAUGUUAUAAUUGCAACUUUAUGGUUUUAGCUGCCUUUAUUAUUUAGAAAUUAUUUUCAGUUUAAUGUAUCACAUAACACUAAGAGAGUAAAAAAGAUACGUUAUUAUACAUUUGGUAAUUGACCUGUAGCUUGUAAUUAAUUCUUGUUAGCUAAGUAAGAUAUGUGCUAUAUAUUUAAAUGAAUUUCAUCCUAUGUAAUACAUGAACUGAACAGAAUAUGCACAUGAUGAUUCUUGAGUUUCAUAUUAUGUACAAGAGUUUGAUUUCAAUUUUGAUUUAAGAGAAUAUUGAGAAGAAAAGUUUAAGUUAUUGAUCCUUUACUUAGAAAACAAGGAGGUGUGUGUCCUGGUGGGGUGGAGGGUUCUGAAUGGUUCUAAGCUGCUAGAAUCCAUGUAAAUAAAGGAACUUCUGAAGGAGGCUGUCAGGGUCAAUCAGGGCGUGAAGUUUCUUCAUCUUGUCUUCCGUAAAUUUGACACGUUCAGCUUUGUAUUGUGUUGUGUACGACAUCGCAAAGUAAACACAUGAAAGCCAUUUGUAAGGUGUCCACUCCAAGGCCUGACUUUAUCCAUCAGACAUAUCCAGCUUAAAGAGAAGAUUUGUAAGGAAAUAUAACCAUGUACACCGUUACUGAUAUCUCAGUGUUGCAGUAAACACACGUCAUUGAUUCAAGAGAUUCCUACUUGUGCAAAGGCUAGAUUUGUCGUCACAUUGACUUGUGUGCUGAAGCUAGGCCUGCAUGUUGACAGGAUUAGUGCAAUCCAUGCAAUGCAAAACAAUGAAAUAGGUUAACACAUUGUUCUCUAUUUAUUUUCCAGGAUUACAAUGAUAGCCCCGUGCUGAAUAUGUGUGUAUGAUGUGUUGUAUUUGUAAUAAGGGCAUUGUAAAGCAUUCUGCAUUACACGUACAUGUACUACACACGUUGUUGGCUGUGACAAAGCAGGUGUAAAAAGUAAAUAAACAAGAUGUGAUAUCGUA
Molecule: messenger RNA, 3937 nt
Organism: Branchiostoma floridae (Florida lancelet)
Lineage: Eukaryota; Metazoa; Chordata; Leptocardii; Amphioxiformes; Branchiostomatidae
Product: myotubularin-related protein 6-like
Exons: 16
Coding region: 97-2397 (766 amino acids)
Biological process (GO): dephosphorylation
Molecular function (GO): metal ion binding; phosphatase activity
Source: RefSeq, a predicted model, not a curated record